This is a messenger RNA of Loa loa (African eye worm), 210 nucleotides long. RefSeq lists its product as hypothetical. The coding region runs from base 1 to 210 and encodes 69 amino acids. The transcript has 2 exons. The record is from RefSeq and is a predicted model, not a curated record. Lineage: Eukaryota; Metazoa; Nematoda; Chromadorea; Rhabditida; Onchocercidae.
AUGGGAAGUACCUAUAACACAAGUUAUAGAACGCAUCCUGGUAAAACAUUACUAACCAGGAAACCUGAUGAAUGGCAACGUAGCAAAAUUAAAGCUACGACAGGAGACAGUGGCAUUUCUUCACAUACAGCAACAUUCGAAGAACCAAUUGAGGAUCAAUACAUUCGCAGUCAUACUGCAUCAAUAGGAAGGCGUGAAGCACAAGUAUGA